CUUACAGUCGCCAUUUUAUCAUGUUAUAGUGACUGUCGCACAGCUGACCUGUCAUUGUGAAGUGAAAUUUCUCUGGUGAUUAGUGUUGGAAUUGGGGGUUUCCAGACCCCGUUAAGCGUCCAGUAAUAUUUAUUAAAAAUGAGUGUAAAAAUGGCAGGACAGACUAUAAACGAUAGGUUACUGGCUGCCAGGCAUAGUAUAGCCGGCCAAGGAUUGGCUAAGUCAGUAUGCAAAGCAACGACAGAAGAAAUGAUAGGCCCGAAAAAGAAACAUUUAGAUUAUUUAAUCCACUGUACAAAUGAGCCAAAUGUGUCGAUUCCACAAUUGGCUAAUCUACUUAUUGAGAGAUCACAGAACACAAACUGGGUGGUUGUCUUCAAAGCUCUAAUUACAGUUCAUCAUAUGCUGUGUUAUGGUAAUGAACGGUUUACACAGUACUUAGCCUCAAGCAAUAGCACUUUUCAACUGAGCAACUUUCUAGACAAGAGCGGAGUACAAGGUACCCGUGUUGGUUAUGAUAUGUCACCGUUUAUUAGACGAUAUGCCAAAUACUUGAAUGAGAAAGCAUUAUCUUACAGGACUGUGGCUUUUGACUUUUGCAAAGUUAAAAGGGGAAAGGAAGUUGGAACACUGAGGACAAUGAAUGCAGAGAAACUGCUUAAGACACUACCAGUAUUACAGAGUCAGCUGGAUGCACUCCUAGAAUUUGACUGUACGGCCAACGAUCUGAUAAAUGGAGUCAUUAACAUGGCAUUCAUGUUGUUGUUUCGGGACCUUAUUAGGCUUUUCGCUGGUUAUAAUGAUGGCAUCAUCAAUUUGCUAGAAAAAUACUUCGACAUGAACAAGAAGCAGUGUCGAGAUGCCCUGGAUCUAUACAAGAAAUUCCUAAUUCGAAUGGACAGAGUAGCAGAAUUCUUGAAAGUCGCAGAGAAUGUUGGGAUUGAUAAAGGGGAUAUUCCAGACCUCACAAAGGCACCUAGUAGUCUCCUCGAUGCCCUUGAGCAGCACCUAGCUUCUCUGGAAGGAAAGAAGGGAUCUGCAGCUAACACACCAACUCAAACUGCCAGCAACAGAACCAAUGUAAAGUCCGGAGUGUCCGCCCUGUCUUCCACCAGCACGGCGUUUGGAACGGCAGCAGCCAAUACUCGUCUUGACUCACAUACCAAUGGCAUUGAUGAGUCACUGAAACAACAGGUGCUUGCCGAGGAAGAAGCAGCCAUGAAUCAGUACAAGGCCAAAGUGUCGUCUCCUACCAGCAGUGGUGGACCUAGUACCAAUCCAUUCUUGAGUUCUCCAACAGCAGCAGCUAGCAGCACUGCACAACCCAUUGUUGAUCUGUUCGGAUCUCUGCCUGCCACAGCUGAUGCACCUCAGUCAACUAAAGCCUCCGAUGACUUGCUGCAGCUGAGUGCCAACCCGUUUGCUGACAUAUUCUCAACUCCACAACAAACUGCUUCUGUCCCAGUAGCAAGUGCUACAUCUGACAUGUGGUUGUCCAAUGGUUUCCGGGGUGUUCAGCCUGCUACAAAUGCAUUUGUGUCAGACCAAAAUUUUAGUUCUGUCUUUGGAGGAACAGAGACUGGUUCUGCUGCGUCUGCUGGGAUGGCCGCUCCGAAUCCCUUCAUGUCCGACUUUAGCCCAGCUCCUGGUGGCCAGCAUGUGACCUCAUCUUCUGCAGUUGGGGGUGGGAUGGGAUUGUUCGAGGAUCAGGGCUUAGGCAAUGCAGGCCAAAUGAAUACUGAUGCUUCCACUGAUCUCUUUGGUGCCAACUUUAGUUCUGUUGUGGGUUCUGCUCAGGGACCCGCAGUUGGCAGUCAAGGGACAGAUUUGUUUGGGGAUGUUUCUGGAAGUGAUGCCACUAUCCUUCAGCCAACUGAAACAUCAGGCAUCUCUUUAGGGUUUGAAACUGGUGUGGGAGAUAUAAAGACAGGCUCGGGUAAUGAGGAAACUAAGGCAGUGGAUGGUGUGAGCAUCAGUGAAGGGUCAGAGAUAGGGAAACCUCAACAGCCAUUCUCAUCAUUCCCUGCUCCUGUACCCCCUGCCCCAGCUCCUUCUCCUGUGAUGCCAUCUGGUGCUAAUAAGGUGACAUCACCACCCCCACCUCGCCCUCCACCACCCACCACAGGAGGAACACCUCGUGUCAUGUCUCCUGGCCCUCUGAGUGGGUCCCCGAGUCGUCCACCACCAGCUUCAGCUGCAUCCAAGAGCGCAUUUGAUGAUUUGAAUGAUAGCAUCCGAGCCGCAUUGGGCAGCUCACCGACUAGACCCCAACCAUCUGCUGGUGCUGCCACUCAAGUACCUGGACAGGGUGUGGUACCAGUUCCAGCAUAUAUGGGUGGAGCUGGUAUUGCAGGGUUUGGGGGGUUUGACAUGCCCCUUCAGGGUCAGCCGGGAGCGGUAAUCCCACAACAGCCGCAGGCUAUGAUACCAGGGGGAGGAGGGAUGGUGUUUGGUCCGCCUGGUGGCACUCCUAUUGGCUAUGGUUCUCCAGCAAAGCAAGGAAUAAGCAUGACAGCACCUGUAGGCACAGGGACUGCAGGAGUUGCACAGACUGGUGAUCCAACAAGUGGGAAGGUGUUAACCGGUGAUCUUGACAGCAGUCUUGCUUCCCUUGCGCAGAAUCUCUCCAUCAACAAAGGUGGUCAGGCAACAGUGAAAGGUGUCCAGUGGAAUUCACCAAAGAAUGUGGUGAAACCUGGUACUGCUGGUUGGACUCCACAACCAAUGGCUGCCACGACAGGUGCAGGUUACAGGCCCAUGGGCCAAGGAAUGUCCACCAUGAAUGUCCCUGUACAGUUCCCACCAUUGCAGCCGUUGGGAAUACAAGGUAUGCAGGGCAUGCGGCCAGUGGGGACAGCACCCAUGAUGGGUGGGGCAGGGAUAAUAGGUGGUGGUGGCGGAAUGAUGGGAAGCCCCAGAGUAGGGAGCACACCUGGUUUGGUGGGGCAGCAACCCCUAGCCUCACAACCUCCAACUCAACCACAGCAAGGGGCUCAAACACUCCCAUUGGAUCCAUUUGGAGCACUGUGAACCUCAUCUCAGGGAGGGAUCUAGGACUUUAAAUGGAAUUGAGGCCAUCUGUAAAUACUAAAAAAAAGCCUCCAGUGGUUACAUAAUGAAAUUAAGAUAUUCUGCAAAGUAGUCAAAGAGUGGAAAGUGACUAGCAGUUUGUUUCUAUAAAUAAGACAGUUUGCCCUUUCCUGUAACAUACAUUGUUCACCUUGAAAGAAGGAAUCCAAGGCUGUGGCAUAUAAUAUUUUUGUCUCAUGGCUAUAGUGCUUAUGAAUGUGUUGUUGGCAGGUUAAUGAGGAAAGGUCUCAAUUGAGCACGAUCCGGAGGGUACGCCAUAUUUUUGUGUUCAGUCUUUUGAGUCAGAAUGUUCAGUUAAGUGAGGAAACUUCUUUUUUUUCCAGCAAUAAAUAUUCUAUAGAAAUCAUUCAGCAAAGUUCAUCUGUCAGGUUAUCCAGCCAUGUUCUGCUAUAGAAUAUGUAAUUCACCAUUGAAUUUAAGUUUAUAUUAUGUUAUUUUCUUGUUAUUCUUUAGUGACUCAUGAGGAAAUAUAGUUUUCUAUCUAGUUACAGUGUUGACUUCAUUCCCUUAAUACUGCAGUCAUUAAUGUUUUAUAUUACAGGGUCUUUUUUGGCAUGACUGUUUGCAAAUUUAUAAGAGGGAUCUUUUAUGUUUGAAUGACACAAAGUUAUUGUUGCACAAAAUAAACUGUGUCCUCAUGAGACAUAUUUUGUUGCUCUCUUUUUCUAAGCUGUCAUUUGAAACAUGACAGAACAGGGUCAGCAGUCAGCUGUAUUUGAUAGGUGAUGGCAAAAUGUUGUUUCAGACAUCAUCAGUAGCCAGGGUGACAGAAAUUAUUUAAAUAAGUAAAAUAUGCAUGUUUUGUACAAUUGAUGUUUCUCCAUCAGCCUUCAACUGCAGUAGCCACGCAUUGGUGAUAUUCUCUUAUUUUGUGGUAGUACGUGAUGUUAUUUCACUGCUCUUGGCUAGUUACUCAUAUGCCUGGCACAGUGCAGUCUGCGUAGUCAUGUAAUACAAUGCGCAAGGAUUUUGAUUGCAAUAUCACCAUCAAAUAUAUUCGCUAUGGCAAGAGCCGUCAUGUAUAGGAAAGAGAUAUGUAUAUCUUAUAACUUCAGAAGGAUACUACUGUUCCAAGAGAAGAUAUCAACUGAUACUCAUUGCACACACAUCAGUAAUGUCAUUAAGUUUGAUUUGUUUGCAAAAUCUAAGUUUGUUCUUGUUUUAAUUCGUGAAUAAUGAGUUGGUUAAAAGCUUUUGCUUGUGUAAAUUACAUGGAUGAAUGUUAUUCUUCAAAGCAAUAACCAUAUAAUUUUUCUUUUCCUUGCAAGUGAAUGCCUAUUAUUCUUCAUUUAUAUCUAUUGUAUGAAAGAGUUUUACUCAUCAAAAAAUAAACAGCAGCUCUUAAAGUUGCAUAAUUUGCAUUAUCAUCUAUUGAAUAACUGGUUUUCGCAUAUUACGCCAGUGUUUUAUGUUAGGCUGCUAUGAGUGGAAGAUAAUAGGCGAACUUACUUCGUGCCUGUGCCUUCCGCAAUGCCUGAUAUGGACUGUAAUGUAUAGUAGGGCUGUCAGAGUGAUGCAUUUAUCAAUCUGUCGCAGGCAGAAAUUGUAUUAUAAAUAUGAUCUAUAUAUAUAUAUAUGUUGAACAAAUUGAGAAAGUGGUAUGUAUAAAAAGUAAAAUGUUAAAUGUUAAUUGUAACAAGACAAUAUUACUAUUAUGGUGUAAAUGUUACAAAUUCUAUGCUAUAGUGAAAUGUCCCAUUUUAGCUCUGGCGAGAGUGUUGUAUUAUAGAUUAAGACGGUAACUGCUUGCACUGUAUCAUAAUGUUCCUGCACUUCAUGUUAAAAUAUGUAAUGACCAACGGAUAGCCCUUGGACAAGAUGUGAAGAAAAAGUAUUUGGUGAUAACUACAAGCAGGUUUAACGUUGCUAAUAUCAUCUGGUGAUUUACUGUGUUAAUAGUGAAAGUUCAGAUUAUUCUGUUGUAGUUUUCCUGUUCUCUGGUUGUUGACAUUCCAGUGUGGACAUUAGAAGAAGACAUUACUUGAUUUGCUGUGACUCCUAAGUUAUUCUAAAUCGUUAAAAUUACGUCAAUGUUGUAUAGUUACACUAUAACCUCAAGAGUAUUUGUACCAUAUUUCAAAUUUGUUUGAAGCCGUAUGUAAUUUAAAAUGUUAUUUUUGUUUAGUAGACGCAGUUCUCGAGUAUCAUAUUUAUGAAUUGUCACCGUGUCGCAAAAUAAUUGAACUAACAAAUGUGCACAUUGUCAGAACCAAGUUGCUAGUUAACUUUCAUCUUGUGGGCUUACUUUAUUGACUGUAGAAUAUAUGUUUUGUAUGUACACAUACUAGUUUUGCCAUCAUGUUUCUCAUUUAUGGAAAGAGAAAUUGCUGUGGGUUUGGACAAGAGUAAUGGUACGUCCUUAAAUGAUUUAUGUACCUUUCUUUCAGGUGCAGGUCUACUAGCCUCAAUACCUGUAGUAAUGAAUUUAUAUUUCUGUUGGUUUCAAAAUUCAUGAUAUUGCAGUGUUUAAAGGGAAGCGUAGGAAGGUAUCCAGACCCAUAGUGAAUAUCAGGUUUAACAUUGUUUCAGUUGUGUUCAAAACUGGUGGUAAUGAUUCUCCGAUGAUUUAAAUUGCACAUGUGCAUCUUUUAAAAUAUAAGGGGCAACAUAAAUUGUUUUGAUAAUCCAUUUUCAGAUACUUUGGUUGUGGAAGAUUUGGUUUACAUAGGGAAUGUUAAUUGGUAUAAUAUUUGAGUCUGUAGAAAGAAAUUUUUCUGCCAUCAAAAAAAAGAACACGCCUGAAACAAGAUGAAGUGCAAUAUUGGAGCCAGCACAUCAUCUUCAGUUGAUAUAGACACUGCUUAACACUUGUCAUGUAUGAGGUUACAUUACCUGCACUGUUCUGGCACCAAAUGAAUGUCAGAAGGAUUCUUUGUGGAGAUGUCGAGUGUUUCCAUUGUCAUGUAUUUAUUGCCAUUUUUCCCCACACAAAUCUGAACUGUGUCAGUAAGCAUCAUUUUAUUUUAUUUUCAUUUGUUAAUAUUUGAGAAAACGGUGAAUAAAUGUAUCUAUAUAUAUCUGCAACACAUGCAGAGUAGAAGAGA
Molecule: messenger RNA, 6134 nt
Organism: Zootermopsis nevadensis
Lineage: Eukaryota; Metazoa; Arthropoda; Insecta; Blattodea; Termopsidae
Gene: lap
Product: phosphatidylinositol-binding clathrin assembly protein lap
Biological process (GO): synaptic vesicle budding from presynaptic endocytic zone membrane; clathrin coat assembly; clathrin-dependent endocytosis
Cellular component (GO): synaptic vesicle; clathrin-coated pit; clathrin-coated vesicle
Molecular function (GO): 1-phosphatidylinositol binding; SNARE binding; phosphatidylinositol-4,5-bisphosphate binding
Source: RefSeq, a predicted model, not a curated record